GGAGAAGACUUCAGAGGUACCUUCACUAUUGGUUUAUUCGGCGAUUCAGUUCCCAUGACAGCUCUUAACUUCGCUGGAAUAUGUAAAGGUUUCAAAAGAGGCAACAAAGGACCUAAACUUCACUACAAAAACACCUACUGCCAUCGAAUUGUUAAAGAUAUGUUAGUCCAAUGUGGUGACGUCACUAUUGGUGAUGGAACUGGAAGCAAAUCAAUCUUCGGUGAUAAAUUCAACGACGAAAACUUCGUCAUCAGCCACAGCAGUGCCGGUAUUAUCUCAAUGGCUAAUCAUGGACAAGACACCAACGGAUCACAAUUCUUCAUCUUAUUCACCAGAGCUAGAUAUCUUGACAAUAAACACGUCGCUUUCGGAAAGAUCGUCAAAGGAUACGUAAGUAUUUCAAUAUUUCAAUCUGUC
Lottia gigantea (owl limpet) is the source of this 417-nucleotide messenger RNA. RefSeq lists its product as hypothetical. Gene Ontology annotation, molecular function: peptidyl-prolyl cis-trans isomerase activity. The transcript has 3 exons. Gene Ontology annotation, cellular component: intracellular membrane-bounded organelle. NCBI's taxonomy places the organism in Eukaryota, Metazoa, Mollusca, Gastropoda, Lottiidae. The annotation marks the transcript as partial. Gene Ontology annotation, biological process: protein peptidyl-prolyl isomerization. The record is from RefSeq and is a predicted model, not a curated record.